Mauremys mutica (yellowpond turtle) is the source of this 2963-nucleotide messenger RNA. Its product is annotated as coiled-coil domain-containing protein 22-like. NCBI's taxonomy places the organism in Eukaryota, Metazoa, Chordata, Testudines, Geoemydidae. The record is from RefSeq and is a predicted model, not a curated record. The coding region runs from base 137 to 2743 and encodes 868 amino acids. Gene Ontology annotation, molecular function: cullin family protein binding. The transcript is spliced from 19 exons. Gene Ontology annotation, biological process: positive regulation of ubiquitin-dependent protein catabolic process.
AAUCCCAGCAUGCACCGGGCUGGGGGCGGGGCUAGACUACAAUUCCCAGCGGCCCUUGCAGCGCGUCCUGUGACUCCGUGGCCGCAGAAGCGCAAAGAGGGAACCUGGGUCGCUGCCUGGGGCCCCUCCCGCCACCAUGGACGAGGUGGACAAGAUCCUCAUCCACUCGCUCCGCCUCUCCGGAACGCAGGUCCCCGAGGAGGUGCAGAGCCUGCGGGAGUUCACCACGGAGCUGAUCGUGGAGUCGGUGGUGCGAUGCCUCCGCGUCAUUCACCCGUCGCUGGGCACCAGCCUCGGCCACGUGCUGCCCCCUGGCAUGUCGGCCCGGUUCCGCAUCGGCACCAGCCUGGCCCAGGCCUGCCAGGAGCUGGGCUACCAGGGAGAGGUCGGGUACCAGACUUUCCUGUACAGCAGCGAGCCCGAGAUCCGGCGCCUCCUGCUGUUCCUUGUGGAGAAGCUGCCCAGGGACGACGCUGAGGACGCCAGGCAGCCGGCCGGGAAGUCGGCCGGGCUACUCCGCGCCAUCGCGGCGAAGAUCAAGGAGCAGCUGGGGACGCCCUGGGUGCCCCCCGCCUGCCGCACCCCACGGCUACAGCGGCUGCAGGGCACCUGCCUGCUGAAACCCUUUCACGCCCACCCCUUGGUCCUGCCCCGCGAUUCGGGGCCGGUUGAGCGCCGGGAGUUUUUCGGGGGGUUCCUGCCCCCGGUGCCGGCCCAGCCCCCCCGGCCGGGCGCUGGGGCCCCCUCCCUGCUGGAGCGACACGCGGGCGACCUGGGGGCGCAGCACGACUGGGAGGCCGACUGGCAGAGCCAGGGGCUGGCGUCUCGCCUGCCCCCCAAGGAGUACGUGCAGUGGAAGCGUCAGCGGCUCCGGCGGCGCCUGCUGGACCAGCUGCGUCUGGCCGCCCCCCCCCACGGCACCGCCGGCCCCCCCCAGCCAGGGGCACCGGACCUGGCAGAGCUGCUGAGCGCGGGGGGCGCCGGGGGCCCCUGGCCAAGGGGUCCCGCUUCAGCCACGCCCCGCGCCUGGCACAUGAACAGGAGCUCGUGGGGCAGAUGCAGGCGGCGCUGGAACCUCUCGCGUCCUCCAAGACCUCGGAGCAGCUCUGGCCCACGCCGGGUAUCCCCACCCCCCCCCCCCCCCCCGGAAAAGCCCCAGGCCAGGGGACAGGUCACAUGUCCUGGGAGCCCCCCCGGCCUGACUCCCGGGGGACCUGCCUGCAAACAGCGCCAGCCCCGGCCCCAGCCGAUUGUCCUGCUUAACGGCCUGUUCCUGGCCCCCCCUCGCACCACUGCACCGGGCCCUGAGCACGAGCGCCACGUUUACACGCGCGACCCCCCCCUCGCACCACUGCACCGGGCCCCGAGCACGAGCGCCACGUUUACACGCGCGACCCCCCCUCGCACCAUUGCACCGGGCCCCGAGCACGAGCGCCACGUUUACACGCGCGACCCCCCCGCGCACCAUUGCACCGGGCCCCGAGUUCUUCCUCAGACCCCGAGCGCCACGUUUACACGCGCGACCCCCCCUCGCACCAUUGCACCGGGCCCCGAGCACGAGCGCCACGUUUACACGCGCGUCCCCCCCCUCGCACCAUUGCACCGGGCCCCGAGCACGAGCGCCACGUUUACACGCACGACCCCCCCUCGCACCAUUGCACUGGGCCCCGAGCACGAGCGCCACGUUUACACGCGCGACCCCCCCUCGCACCAUUGCACCGGGCCCCGAGCACGAGCGCCACGUUUACACGGGCGACCCCCCCUCGCACCAUUGCACCGGGCCCCGAGCACGAGCGCCACGUUUACACGGGCGACCCCCCCUCGCACCAUUGAGGUGCAGGUGCGGCAGGAGGAGGAGCUGGCUGGCCUGCGGGGGGAGCUGCAGCGCCUGGAGGCCGAGAUGGACGCCGUGUGCGGGGAGGUGAAGGUCCUGGAGCUGAGCCUCAGCCAGGCGGAGGCGGGGCUGCGGCAGCAGCGGCUGGCUCUGGGGGGGCGCGAAGAGACCCUGCAGGUGAAGAGCCGGGCCCUGGAGCUGCUCCCCCAGGCUGAGAACAACCUGGCCAAGCUGCAGCUGCUGGUGGAGGGCAGCGCCCAGCGCCUGGUGCUCCUGGCCGCGCAGUGGGAGACGCGCCGGGGGCCGCUUGUGGAUCAGUAUCGUCACCUCCGGGCCGCUCGCCACUCCCGCCAGCUGGAGUCGACCCGGCGCGUCUCGGAGAUCCAGGCCCUGCACGAGCGCGGCCGGAGCGCGGCCACCGAGGCCCAGCGCAAGGAGGAGCUGUGCCGGCAGCUGCUGACGGAGCUGGAGUCGCUCCCCAAGGACGUGUCGCGGGCAGCCUACACCCAGCGCAUCCUCGAGAUCGUCGGCAACAUCCGCAAGCAGAAGGAGGAGAUCACCAAGAUCCUGUCGGACACCCGGGCCCUGCAGAAGGAGAUCAACGGCCUGAGCGGGAAGCUGGACCGGACCUUCGCUGUCACCGACGAGCUGGUCUUCAAGGAUGCCAAGCGGGACGAGUCGGUCCGGAAAGCCUAUAAAUACCUGGCAGCUCUUCACGAGAACUGCAGCCAGCUGAUCCAGACGAUCGAGGACGCGGGCGCCAUCCAGCGGGAGACCCGGGACCUGGAGGAGCAGAUCGAGAGCGAGGGGACCAAGAAGACUUUGGCCAACCUGGAGCGGAUCCUGAGCGACUACCGGGCCCUGCGGCAGGAGAACGCGGCGCUGCUGGGGCGGAGCCGGGAGCCCUGAGCCGGCUGCAUAUAACGCCCCCCCCCCAGCGGGGCCCCCGAUUCUCCACUGCCCCACCCCCACCCCCCUUCUCUCCCCUGCCAGCUGCUGCAGCCGCCCCCCCCCCCAAGCAGCAGCUGAGUCGGGGCACUGGAGUUUGCUCCCUUUAUUCCCCCCCAGCCUGGCGCCAAGGCGGCUGUGGCUGGGGUGCAGCGUCCCCCCCCCCCAUUCCCCUGCUGGA